This is a messenger RNA of Choloepus didactylus (southern two-toed sloth), 1705 nucleotides long. Its product is annotated as 40S ribosomal protein S3-like. The record is from RefSeq and is a predicted model, not a curated record. Gene Ontology annotation, cellular component: nucleus; cytosolic small ribosomal subunit. Gene Ontology annotation, molecular function: structural constituent of ribosome; RNA binding. Lineage: Eukaryota; Metazoa; Chordata; Mammalia; Pilosa; Megalonychidae. Bases 34 to 765 code for a protein of 243 amino acids. Gene Ontology annotation, biological process: translation; positive regulation of apoptotic signaling pathway. The transcript has a single exon.
CCAGACCUAUCAAAAAGAGACCAUAUUGGCAAGAUGGCGGUGCAGAUUUCCAAGAAGAGGAAGUUUGUCGCUGAUGGCAUCUUCAAAGCUGAACUGAAUGAAUUUCUCACUCGGGAGCUAGCUGAAGAUGGCUAUUCUGGAGUUGAGGUUCGAGUUACACCAACAAGGACAGAAAUCAUUAUUCUGGCCACCAGGAUCCAGAAUGUUCUCAGUGAGAAAGGCCGGCGGAUCCGAGAAUUGACCACUGUAGUUCAGAAGAGGUUUGGAUUCCCUGAGGGCAAUGUAGAGCUUUAUGCUGAAAAGGUGGCCACAAGAGGUCUCUGUGCCAUUGCCCAGGCAGAGUCCCUGCGUUACAAACUCCUAGGAGGGCUUGCUGUGCGGAGGGCCUGCUAUGGUGUGCUGCGGUUCAUCAUGGAGAUUGGGGCCAAAAGCUGCGAGGUUGUAGUGUCUGGGAAACUCCGAGGACAGAGGGCUAAAUCCAUGAAGUUUGUGGAUGGCCUGAUGAUCCACAGUGGGGACCCCGUUAACUACUAUGUUGAUACCGCUGUGCGCCAUGUGCUGCUCAGACAGGGUGUACUGGGCAUCAAAGUGAAGAUCAUGCUGCCCUGGGACCCAAGUGGUAAGAUUGGUCCUAAGAAGCCACUGCCUGACCACGUGAGCAUCGUGGAACCUAAAGAUGAGAUCCUGCCCACCACUCCCAUCUCAGAACAAAAGGGUGGGAAGCCAGAGCCACCUGCCAUGCCCCAGCCAGUCCCUACUGCAUAAAUGGGUUUCAUUGGCAUUUGGAUCUGGAGCCUCAAUGUUGCUUUGUAAAGACCUUUAAUAAAACUCUUUUAAAAGGCACAUGGCCUGAUUUGACUGUAUGUCCAGUGUUCAGAAUCUGAAAGUCAUGUUGGUCCAUAGGAGCUUGUCUUUCCUUGCUUGGUGCUUAGGGUCGCCUAGCUUAAGAUGUUUCUGUGCUUUCUAAAGCCUUCUUGGUUUGCAAAGCUAACCAGAGAAGUAACUGGGGCAGUAAAUCUGGUGACAGUGAAGUCUGAUUGCUUGCAGCACAGCACCUUCAUUAACUGACCUGUAGUUCAGGGUUAUAGGAUCAGAAAUGGGGUGUACAUAUAUAAGUGGAGUCAUAGUAUUUGUCUGUCUGUGUCUGGCUCAUUUCACGCAACAUGAAGUCUUCAAGGUUCCAUCCAUGUUGUAGCUUGUACCAGACCAUUUCUUUUUAUAGCAGAAUGAUAUUCCAUUGUGUAUGUUUGUUUAUCCAUUCAUAUGUUGGUAGACACUUGGGUUGUUUCUGCCUUGUGGGUAUUGUGAAUAAUGCUGUGAAUAUUGGUGUACAAAUGAGAUAUUGUUAGGAUGACUUUUGAUGAUUAAGGAAAUGCAUAUUGCAUGUAGAAAAUAAAUCCUGGCCAUUAUAUUUCGGGUAAUACCAUGUUCUAAGUGUUGCAUAUUACAUAUAUUCUUAUGUAAUCCUCAACAUCUCUAAAGUGUAAAGAGAAAUUGCUUGUGUCACUGAAGUAUCAAAAGCAUUUUUAAAAGUAUAAAGAGCAUUUAAGUUGUCUACAGCUUUACCUAUCAUGAUAAUGUUUUGAAGUGUUUUCUACCUAUGUCUUCAUUUUACAUAAUUGGGUUCUGUUAGUUUUACUCAUGAAACCAGUGAAGUACAAGCUGGCAUGGAAAUUCUACAGGAUUGAUGAUAAACUAGAUUCUG